This is a messenger RNA of Ceratosolen solmsi marchali, 1265 nucleotides long. Its product is annotated as ubiquitin-conjugating enzyme E2 S-like. Bases 242 to 1186 code for a protein of 314 amino acids. Gene Ontology annotation, molecular function: calcium ion binding. The record is from RefSeq and is a predicted model, not a curated record. The transcript is spliced from 8 exons. Gene Ontology annotation, cellular component: myosin II complex. Lineage: Eukaryota; Metazoa; Arthropoda; Insecta; Hymenoptera; Agaonidae.
UAUAAUAAUCCAUAUAAGAAUCGCAUCAGCUUCUACUUUGAUCAGUUUCUAAAUUUAUAAAUUGAUAGUGACAACUGUAAACCUAAGUUAGUCACGUGAUAAGGCCACCCGUCUUAUAUACUUUGAUGCAGUUUUAACUAUAAUGAUAUUAUAACCUAAUUAAUCUUUAGAAGUAGUUAUUGUUACAAGAUAUUUAAUAUUGUUUUCCUAAAAUUGUUUAGUAUCUACCUAGUUGAUAAUAAUGGCAGUUGUAAAUUCUGUAUCCAAUGUAGAAAAUCUUACACCACAAAUUACCCGCCAGGUAGUUAGAGAAAUUAAUGAAUUACGUAUACAUCCACCUGAAGGAAUACAAAUUGUAUUAAAUGAAGAAAAUAUUACAGAUGUACAGGCUAUAAUUGAUGGACCAGCAGGGACGCCAUACUUUAGUGGUUCUUUCAGAAUAAAAUUAACUCUUGGUAAAGAUUAUCCACAAGGUCCACCAAAAGCAUUUUUUUUAACAAAAAUUUUUCAUCCAAAUGUGGCGAAAAAUGGAGAGAUAUGUGUUAAUACACUUAAAAAGGACUGGAGAUCAGAUCUUGGAAUAAAGCAUAUACUUUUGACAGUAAAAUGUCUUCUGAUAAUGCCGAAUGCAGAAUCAGCUUUAAAUGAAGAAGCCGGAAAAUUACUAUUGGAGCGAUAUGAUGAUUAUUCUGAACGAGCUAAAAUGAUGACUGAAAUACAUGCACAGGAUGACCUUACAAAAGAUCAAAUUGCACUAUUGAAAAAAGCUUUCAAUGCAUUUGAUCAUGAAAAGAAAGGAUGUAUCGGAACAGAUAUGGUUGGAACGAUUUUAAGUAUGUUAGGAUAUGAUUUAACCGAGUCUACAUUACAAGAGAUUAUUGCGGAAGUGGACGAAGAUGGAUCAGGACAACUGGAGUUUGAAGAGUUCUGUACAUUAUCUGCAAGAUUUCUAGUAGAAGAAGAUACUGAAGCGAUGCAACAAGAAUUAAGAGAAGCCUUUCGAUUAUAUGAUAAAGAGGGAAAUGGAUAUAUUACAACAGAAGUGUUUCGAGAUAUUCUACAUGAACUUGAUGAUAAAUUAUCGCCUGAAGAAUUAGAUUUGAUGAUAGAAGAAAUCGAUGCCGAUGGGUCAGGAACGUUAGAUUUUGAUGAAUUCAUGGAAGUUAUGACUGGAGGAGAUGAGUAAUGGUAUUAUUCGAAUGCAUUAUAAUUAGAACACUAAAUACAUAUAGUUAGUAAAAUGAUUGAACUAAUAUUUAAAAAGC